Hippocampus zosterae (dwarf seahorse) is the source of this 2274-nucleotide messenger RNA. RefSeq names its product kelch-like family member 3 (gene klhl3). NCBI's taxonomy places the organism in Eukaryota, Metazoa, Chordata, Actinopteri, Syngnathiformes, Syngnathidae. The transcript is spliced from 15 exons. The record is from RefSeq and is a predicted model, not a curated record. Gene Ontology annotation, molecular function: protein binding. Bases 121 to 1932 code for a protein of 603 amino acids.
AAAGAAUGGGAAAUAAAACAAAAAGAGGCAAAAAAGUGAGCGGAGUGGUUAUAAUUUUGGAAUAGACGAUCUCUGCGUCCGUGGGCGACCGUGGUGGUGCGUUUGGGUAACUCCGCCAGGAUGGACGAUGUGUCGCCGGGACCCACCAUAUCAUGUGUCGCCAAUGUGGAGGUCCCAUUGCGUCCCAUGUGCCACGCUGAGCCGGAAGGAGAGGAGGAAUCCAUGGUGGGAAAUGGCGGAAUGCUGACCUUCAACCAAACGCACAUGAGGAAAGCAUUCCGGCUCAUGAAUGACCUCAGAGGGAAGAAGAUGCUGUGUGAUGUCCAGCUGGUCGCAGGAAGCGUGAUGGUGGCGGCACACCGGGUGGUCCUGGCAGCCUCCAGCCCCUACUUCUGUGCCAUGUUCACAGGUGACAUGAGUGAAAGCAAGGCCCAGCAGGUGGAGAUUGGCGAGGUGGACGGCCCCACGCUCACCAUGCUGGUGGACUACAUCUACACGGCUCAGAUAGAAGUCACUGAGGACAAUGUACAGGUUCUGCUUCCAGCUGCCAGUCUUCUGCAGCUGAUGGACGUGCGUCAGGCAUGCUGUGAUUUUCUGCAGUCUCAGCUCCAUCCUUCUAACUGCUUGGGUAUCCGAGCCUUCGCAGACGUGCACACGUGCGUGCAGCUCGUCGGACAGGCUCAUGCAUAUGCUGAGCAGCAUUUCUCAGAGGUGGUCCAGUGUGAGGAGUUUGCGUCUCUGUCGCUGCAGCAGGUCUGCAGCCUUUUCUCCAGCGACAAGCUCACUGUGUCCACAGAGGAGAAGGUGUUUGAGGCGAUGAUCUGGUGGAUCAAACAGGACAAAGACUCCCGUGUGGAGCACAUGCCCAAACUGAUGGAGCACGUCCGCUUGCCGCUGCUGUCCAGAGACUACCUGGUUCAGAUAGUAGAAGAAGAGGCGCUGAUCAAGAACAACAACACCUGCAAGGAUUUCCUCAUUGAGGCCAUGAAGUACCACCUACUUCCCGCUGACCAGAGACACCUCAUCAAGACGGACAGGACGCGACCACGCACGCCUGUCAGCAUACCCAAGGUUAUGAUGGUGGUUGGCGGCCAGGCCCCCAAAGCCAUCCGCAGUGUGGAAUGUUACGACAUCCAAGAAGAUCGAUGGUACCAAGUCGCCGAGCUGCCGUCAAGACGCUGCAGAGCAGGCGUGGUAUCGCUAGCAGGUCGAGUGUACGCUGUGGGCGGCUUCAACAGUUCUCUGCGUGAAAGGACCGUGGACGUGUACGAUGGCUCCAGGGAUCAGUGGAGCCCCGUGGCCAGCAUGCAGGAGAGACGCAGCACGCUCGGGGCGGCCAUGUUGGGGGGGCUGCUCUACGCCGUGGGAGGCUUUAACGGCAGCAUAGGUUUGUCCACGGUGGAAGUGUUCAAUCCAAAAAGUAAUGAAUGGACAUACGUGAUGUCCAUGAACACGCGGCGUAGCAGCGUUGGCGUUGGUGUGAUUGACGGUAAAUUGUACUCGGUCGGGGGCUACGAUGGAGCGUCUCGCCAGUGUCUCAGCACAGUGGAGGAAUACGACCCCGUCUCUGAUCAGUGGAGCUACGUUGCUGAUAUGAGCACACGGCGCAGUGGAGCAGGUGUGGGAGUUUUGGGGGGGCAGCUGUAUGCGGCCGGCGGCCAUGACGGACCUUUAGUGAGGAAGAGCGUGGAGGUAUAUGACCCGUCCAACAACACGUGGAGACCCGUGUGUGACAUGAACAUGUGCCGUCGCAAUGCCGGUGUGUGCGCAAUCAAUGGUCUGCUCUAUGUGAUUGGAGGCGACGACGGCUCGUGCAACCUUUCCUCCGUGGAGUUCUAUGACCCAGCCGUAGACAAAUGGAGCCUCAUUCCCACCAACAUGAGCAACGGUCGCAGCUACGCCGGAGUCGCAGUCAUUGACAAACCUUUUUGAGAGUGGCAAAAUGGCGGACGUUUGACGCCGUUGAAAAGCGCCGGUGAGAAGCGCCGGUCCAGCCGUUGCUGCUUAAAAGGAGCCAGUUGGGUUCCAUCCUGGAAGUGUAUUGGACCCGGAUUGAGUUGCUGUUUACAUUGUGGAGGAUGCUCCAGAUAAAAACAGAAACAACAAACAGAUGCACUUUGGUGUGAAGUACACUUUUACUCUCAGGCUCUCAGGACGGACGACACAGACGGUGCCAUUGUACCACCAGCAACAACACUUACACUCCUAUUCAUGUGGACAACACACUUAAAAAACGUGUGAAAAUGUAUUUUGAAUAUUCAAAAGAUGUUUUUU